Molecule: messenger RNA, 288 nt
Organism: Spirometra erinaceieuropaei
Lineage: Eukaryota; Metazoa; Platyhelminthes; Cestoda; Diphyllobothriidea; Diphyllobothriidae
Source: the annotation of a GenBank genome assembly
AUGAACCAUCAACUGCUGAAUCCGCCGUUCUCAUCGUGCCCACAUUGCCAACGGAUAUUCCAUACACGAAUUCACCUCUUCGAACAUCCCCGAACCCAAUACAAUGCCGACUCAGCAACUGCCCAUCCCGUCUCAGAAAACGCUUACUUCUCCUCCUCCUCCUCCUCCUCCUCCUCCUCCUCCUCCUCCUUAUUUCUCCCUCCUCUUUCUCUCCUCCACCGCCACCAUCACUACCACUACUACUACUACUACUACUACUACUACUACUACUACUACUACUACUACUGA